AUGGGCUACCGCGACGCCGAUAUGUACAAUGAAGUGGCCGACGUGCUGGGGGUGCUGCACGACACGGUAGACAUGUACAUAUCCUCCAUGCAGGACAACGAGGACAGCGAGCAUGAAGGCAACGGGGCGUUGGCAUCCGCGUCCCCUACUCCCACUGCUGCCGCCGCGAUGGAGGUCGCCAUCACUCGGCAGCACAUUCUGGCAAACGUGCCUCAUUUGCUGUACCUCUGCUUGUCUGUGCGGCGCAUGUUGCGCAGGGCCGCUCUGCUGACCCGUCAGCCCUCGCGAGGGAACCGCAGCAAGUCCUUGAGCGCGUCUGACAGCAUGGGCAGACCCACCGGGACGGCAGCGCGCAAUGAAGCCGCCCGGGACCUUGUACUGCGAAAGCUCAGCGAUGUCAUGGAGAAUGCUCACAUGAUACGUGGACUCGUGAAGCUGCAGCACCAACAGCAGCACCAGCAGCCGUCAAACUCGUCUUACGCAACGUCGCUGGACGACACUGAUGGACCACUUCGCAUGAAACAACUCAUCCGUGUGACGCUGUACAAUCUUGAAGAUACGGAGCGACUUCUGCGCGCUGCCUACCUGGACGAGCCACCCACAGGCAGUGUAGCCGGGGACGGAGACGACGACGACGCUGAUGGUCCUCCGCUCUUUCCGCAGUCGUCACCUACGCGCCGCACGCUGGCACGCCCGUACGGACAGCGUCUCAGCUAUAACGGUGGCGGCGCCGAUCACGAAGGCAGUCGCGACAGUAUAAGUGGUGAUGGUGGUGGAAUGAACUCGUCACUGCCGACGCCACGCAGCUCGACCCACACCGCGCCUUACAUGCGCCACAGCUCCUCUCUCGAGCCAACCAACCUUCUUGGCGGCUUAUGGACGACACCCAAUCAAGACGAACAUGACAGUGACAACGAGGCCGCACCAACAGUACACCUUCCCGGCACAGCCCCCGCACUGUCCACUGGCGCGCACUCAACAUCGAUUGUGGCGCGGUCGCCGCAGGCAGAGCCGUUUUCUGCGCCGACGCCUUUCGUCACUUCGGCACCGAAGUUGUCCUCCUCGUGUGUCCACUUCGCUAUCGCCAAUCCCCCCGACUCCGACGAUCAAAACCCCUCUCGUUGCCACAGUGGUUUGCUGUCGAACCCGGUGGUGCGACGCGGCAGCACCGAUAGCGAUGGCAAUGGCCGCUGUACCAACGACAACUCGCGUCACACCGUCCUCUCCUCAGAGCUUUCCUUUAGCGGCGACGGUGGCGGCAUUCUGCAGUCCACAUCGUUUGAGCAUCCGCGUCCGUCGCUGACGAGCGUACAGCACUCCUCAACCUUUUCAGCAGCAACGACAUUGACAACGGUGACUGAGACCGAGGGAACAGACACGACCUCCACCACGCCCGCGAUUGCCGAGGCGCUGCAGCGAAGGGUAUCGUUCUCUGACAGAUGCAGCGACCCAGUGCUCGCCAGCUCCGUCACUCCCUCAACACCCAGCAUGGUCACUACCGAUGGCACACUCAACCUUCAGGUCUUGCGGCUUGGCGACGGCGCGCCACCCCGAUCUGACAAUGGAAACAGCAACGUCAGCAGCCGGGGCGCUAUAGACUGCGCGCUGUCGCCGCUUGUCGGUCUGCCUCCCCGGUCUCCGCGGUGGCAGAACCUGCAGCAACUCCCUAUUAGUAGCGCCCCCUUGUCCGGCGAGGUGCGUCUACCGCAUGCGCCAAGCCCCGCUUUCGUGGGCCCCGACACGCGUGUGACGACGUGCCACAUGCAACGUCUUCCAGGCGAACUCUGGAAUGUUAUUAUGGCGGACCGUCGAGCUGAAAUGGAGGAUGUCUUGCGUGCGGAUGUGAUGGACUUGUUCAACUACGGUGAAGCGGCGCCGACGAUGCGCGGUGAGGAUGUGCGCGAGGUGCACUUUACCGUGGUAGGCACCCACCUGUAUAUCCGCAUCGAGCUGGAGCACCUGCGCUCGCUGGAAGAGUCGGAGAUCAACAUGCGACUCAACCUCUGCUCGUACCCGCUCAUGACAGGGCUGUAUGAAGAAUUCCUCAGGGAGCAUCAGGCCAGGGAGCUCGACCCCGUCGAAGACACCAUGGCGACGCUGAGCAGCAGUGACGGCGGCGCAAGAGGUGGAGGAAACGAGAAGGAAAAGGGCGAUACUCACGGUAGUGUUGAACAGUGCACGAAGUCGAUGGUGGGCAACUCGGUAGCCACGUCCUACGCCUUGAGCAUGCCGAACCUGAGAGUCGCCGUUGGAAAAAGCGAUGGAAGCGUAGGCAGGACAGGGGCUGAAGCGUCCACCGCCGUCGCGUCGUCUGACUCUGUGGACGUCGAGAGCAGCACUCUUUUCCGAGAAGGAGCCACAGCGGUUUCGGCAUCACGCCAUCCGCAUACAGUGCGCAUUCCUGGGGUUCAUUGGGCACAUCUGCUGGCCUUGCCUGGGUUGGAAAAGAGCGACCUAAAGUCCGCCUUCGUGCAAGACACGGGUGUGGCUCUUGGCGUGCUGCCGUCCGAGGCCCGCGCGGCGUGCCAGGUGGUGUGCCUCUCGCCUGGCAGCCUUGUCGUGAACUUUGUAUGGGACAAUGCGGAGCUGUACCCUGGCGCGGUGCCGCUCUCGGUGUCAGAUAUCAAUGCAGCGCUACAGAGCUGUCCGUACCCCUCAGUGCGUGCCUUCUACGCCAACGCAUGUGCCAAGCUUCACCUGGACGAUGACCUUGCUGUGGUACCUGCGGCGAAGCACACCAGCAGCUCCGACGGUGGUGGCACUGCUGAGUGUGUCAUCGCUCAGCUCGUCCUGCCGAAUAAAUCAGAGCUGGACUUCUCGUCAAGCACGGACGACGAUGGAGAGGGAGAAGAGGCGGUAUCAGCGCCCAAGUCGAGUAGCGAAGGCGGCCUGUCAACUGUAAUCGCACCUAUGGCACGAGCGUUGGAGCAGGCCGCGAGAGCAUCGUCAACAGCUCUGUCGACGGUGAAAAAGGUGCUCUAUGCAGCAGACAAAGCGCCGGCUGCGUCCGCGAGGGUGGAUUCUUUACAGAAGCAACGAGGUGCCCCAGUACCUUCGUUCAGCCGGAUGGACAGCACCAUGUCAAGCGAGUCAGCCGAGGAAGUACCCCGCGUUGCUGUUCCCCAGCCAACUGUCGGCUCCCCUAUCCACUCCCAAAAAGGUCGGCACCAGCAGCGGCGACGGGUGCACUCUUCAGCUGGCACAUCUUGCGUCGGCGCCCCCGCAACAGCUACCGCCACCGUCGCCGACUCUUCAUCCUCGAAGGCGACUGCGCGUCGCGCCACACUAGAGAGCUCUCGAGAGUCAGCAACAUUGAACCAAUUCGCCCUUAUCCAUGGGGUGUCAGUCAGCGUGCUACGCCAGUGGAAUCCAGCUCUGGCGGAGCUGGACGCCGACGCCGUCAUUCCUGCCACUGCCACUCUAUACGUGCCUCGCCUCUUGCCCUCCUCUGCUCGCAAACGUUGGCAAGCGGAGCCAAGUUUGGCUUCCGAAGCUGGGCAUCACAGCGACCCAACAGAUGACGUCCUUGCAGCUGUGACAAGCACUACUCCUCACCUCGGCACGGCAUGUCUCCCGGCAUCCGCUGCGCAUCCAAGCGCCAAAACAACCGCACCUCCUGCGGCAUCACACGCGAUAUUGACGACUGUUUCCUCAUCUCCCGUGCUCUCUGCCCCAAAGCCGCUGGUGCCACAGCAUCAACCGCAAGGCCCACCGCUGCCGCAGACGCCGGCACAGGCAGGCAGUCUAGAAAAGGCGAAGAACACCACCACCACUAUCCCCAUCCAGAACAACAACACCCCCGUUGCCACGCCGCUUCAGCCACCAUCGCUCUCCGUGAAGGACGUCGAGAGGCGCCGCGCCUUCCUCACUUCAGCUACGGUGCAGAGUGCGAAGGUUUCCGCUUCGCCGUCAGCUGUAGCAGUGGCUCCGUCUGCCUCCAUCUUCCCCAUAGAGAUGUCUCGCUCCACCUCUCCAAGCCUGGAGACACAGGCAGCUGGGGGUGCCAAGAUGCCUCCUGGUGCCAUCAAAGUGGCCAAGGUGCCCGCUCAGCUCGGCACCACCUCCACUGAGCAGACGGCGCCAUUAUCGGCUGCCGUACCGACUCUGGCCCUUAGGAGCACACGCGAGGUGUUGCCGCUGGCUCCACAGCCUGUCUCGAGCAUGACGACGGCGAAGACGGUGGAGACCAAAGCUCCACCGGCGUACAUCGUGUAUCAACUGCCCAAACCGCAGAUCGAUCGAGCUGCCGAGCCGAGAGGAAUCGAAGCCAUUUUGGCAGCUCAUAGAGUCCCUCGCCUGCGUUUGGACAGAGUGGAGAAAAGGUCAGCGGCAGCUGUCGACGAUGAUGCUCGUGCCCGCGCUAUUGACGAGGAACACGUCGACUACGAGAACCGCAACAAAGCUGUCGACAGAUCGACGAUGUUGUGGGAGCGGGAGCUGGGCCUGCGCCUGGACAGUCUCACGGUGGUACAAGUGCGGCGCGGCUCUGUGGCUGCGCGAGCCAACGUGCAGCCCGGCGACACGUUGCGCGAGGUGGAUGGACAGGUGCUUCUCUCUCAGAAUGAUUUUCAGCGCACCAUGGCGCAUCUACAGCAGCAGCACAGGAAGAGAAGUGAGGGGCGCACAGUGUUCGUGGCGGCGAUGACCAGCCGUGGCACCCCUGUAACGUAUCAUCUUCGUCUCCCGCCUCUUCACCGUGACGGCACGGCGGCGCGGCCAGAUCUCCCAGCUGAAGCGAGCACUCAACCGGCGCUGCUACCACACCCUGACUUGCGUCUUCCUUUGCCACUGGCAGCGCAGCAGCAGACACCCCCACCACUAUCACGGGCCCUACCCCUCUCCGCACGGUUGCCAAGCACACCCAGAGGUCCCCAGCAGCACCGGGGGCUGCAGUGCUCUACGCAAGGCUUCGUGAGAGCGCCAGCCAAAAGGGCAGUUCCGGUGUCUGCCCGCACACCUGUGAGCACUCUCGAUGCUGCUGCGCACGACACCACCCGUGGACAUCCGGGUCACGCAAGCCCGGUGCUGCUGCGUCAUGCGAAGGCACCGGCCAGUGUCCGCUUGUCGUCAAUCGGCGUAGGCGGUGCUGAGUUGGGACCCGGGUUGGCGCGGGGGAUAGGCCGCGAUGACGGCGCGUUAACCCGCACGCGAAAGUACGCCGCGUAG
Messenger RNA from Leishmania braziliensis MHOM/BR/75/M2904, 5166 nucleotides. RefSeq lists its product as hypothetical. The transcript has a single exon. NCBI's taxonomy places the organism in Eukaryota, Euglenozoa, Kinetoplastea, Trypanosomatida, Trypanosomatidae. Gene Ontology annotation, molecular function: protein binding. Bases 1 to 5166 code for a protein of 1721 amino acids. The record is from RefSeq and is a predicted model, not a curated record.